Messenger RNA from Aaosphaeria arxii CBS 175.79, 1329 nucleotides. RefSeq names its product cytosolic Fe-S cluster assembly factor NBP35. The transcript has 2 exons. Gene Ontology annotation, biological process: iron-sulfur cluster assembly. The record is from RefSeq and is a predicted model, not a curated record. Gene Ontology annotation, cellular component: cytosol. NCBI's taxonomy places the organism in Eukaryota, Fungi, Ascomycota, Dothideomycetes, Pleosporales. Gene Ontology annotation, molecular function: ATP-dependent FeS chaperone activity; 4 iron, 4 sulfur cluster binding; ATP binding. Bases 48 to 1061 code for a protein of 337 amino acids.
UCCUACAACACACACUCGCACACUCGUACACACGAAAGGAAUUCGACAUGGCGCCCUCACUGGAAGAGCCAACCCAAGUCGAUUUCGAUGCGCCCAUCAAAGCGGCACCCAAACUCGUCGCCCCAGAGCCAGAGCACUGCCCAGGCCCCGAAUCCGAAAAAGCCGGCCUCGCAGACAACUGCGCCGGCUGUCCCAACCAAGCCAUAUGCGCCUCCGCGCCCAAAGGUCCCGACCCGGACAUCCCGCUCAUAACCUCGCGCCUCUCGUCCAUCCAGCACAAAAUCCUCGUCCUCUCCGGCAAAGGCGGUGUCGGCAAAUCGACAUUUAGCACGAUGCUGUCGCACGGCUUCGCGGCGAACCCCUCCCACACAAUCGGCCUCAUGGACACCGACAUCUGCGGGCCCAGCAUCCCGAAGAUGAUGGGCGUCGAAGACGAGACGAUCCACGUCACUGGCUCCGGGUGGGAGCCCGUGUGGGUGUCCGACAACCUGGGCGUGAUGAGCGUGCAAUUCAUGCUGCCGAACCGGGACGACGCGGUCAUCUGGCGGGGACCCAAGAAGAACGGACUCAUCAAGAAGUUCCUCAUGGAUGUGCAGUGGGGGGAGUUGGAUUUCCUGAUCGUGGACACGCCGCCGGGUACGAGUGAUGAGCAUCUGAGUGUGAAUUCGUUUCUCAAGGCGUCCGGGGUGGAUGGUGCGGUGCUAGUUACGACACCCCAGGAGGUGGCGCUGCUGGACGUGAGGAAGGAGAUUGAUUUCUGUAGGAAGGCGAAGAUUCCGAUUCUCGGGAUUGUGGAGAAUAUGAGUGGGUUUGUUUGUCCGGGAUGUAAGCAUGAGAGUCAGAUUUUUAGGGCGAGUACGGGGGGUGCGGAGAGGUUGGCGAAGGACGUGGGGAUUCCGUAUCUUGGGGCCGUGCCGUUGGAUCCUAGGAUCGGGAUGGCGUGUGAUUAUGGGGAGAGCUUUCUCGAUGCGUAUCCGGACUCGCCGGCGUGUGCGGCGAUUAGAGAGGUGGUGAGGAGGGUUGGGGAGCAGAUGGGUGUUGUGGUGGAUGGAGAGGAGUAGGACGGCGAGGACCUUGACGAAGAAGAUGACGACGAGGAAGACGUUUUCUCUUCAUGUUCAUGACAUUUCCGCAUCUUUUGGAGUUACAUUUUUUGGAAGCAUUCGGCGGCGUUUAUAGUUCUGGUACUUCCUGUAUCAGAGCACUUUACUCAAUACCAUAUCUUCGUCUUGCUGCCACGGUAGAACUACAUACUAGAAAACUCAUGUUCAUAUUCAAUCUACAUAUAUCUAUGGCUAUACUAUAGAGAUCAUUCACUUUUCUUCAAGU